Molecule: messenger RNA, 2871 nt
Organism: Melanotaenia boesemani (Boeseman's rainbowfish)
Lineage: Eukaryota; Metazoa; Chordata; Actinopteri; Atheriniformes; Melanotaeniidae
Product: 1-phosphatidylinositol 4,5-bisphosphate phosphodiesterase delta-3-A-like
Exons: 16
Coding region: 341-2719 (792 amino acids)
Biological process (GO): lipid metabolic process; intracellular signal transduction
Molecular function (GO): calcium ion binding; phosphatidylinositol-4,5-bisphosphate phospholipase C activity
Source: RefSeq, a predicted model, not a curated record
AGCAUCGGUUUCAUCAACACAGAAAUGAUCCACCAAACAUCAUUUAUUUCAAGAGAUUAACUCUUAUUUUGAAAACGCCUUCCGGAAAUGUCCGUCUGCUAGAUUUCAUGACGUCAAGUCAAUAAACACAUAAAUCUGAGUGACGUCAGCGGACUGAAGGCUCUCUCAGAAGGAUAAAAGCAUGAGGCGCAGCCUGCGGACCUUCUCUCCUCCUCCUCCUCCUCCUCCUGGUGGACCUUCUCCCAGCUGAUCUCCAGAACCAGAAUCACUGAGCUCUCUCCUUGGCCUCAGCAGGACUCACGGCGCCAGGAGCGGAGAAGGAAGGGAGCCGCUCCACAUCAUGUUGGGAAGCAGGAAAAAAUCCAGCACGCAGGGGAAGACCAGAUCCGGGACGUCCGGGUCCAAGACCAUCGAUCCCCUGAGGAACCUAGGAGUUCAGGAUGAUGAGGAUGUGAAGCAGAUGCUGCAUGGCUCCAGUAUGGUGAAGGUGCGCUCGCCUCGCUGGCAGAAGCAGCGAACUCUGAAGCUGCUGGAGGACGGCAUCACUGUCUGGUGUCAGUCCCACAAAACGUCCAGCCGGGCCAAGGAGCAGCAGUCCUUCAGCAUCAUGGAGGUGGAAUGUGUUCGUGAAGGCUGCCAGUCGGACACUCUGCGGCGGAUGGCUGGCUCGGUGCCUGAGACCCGGUGCUUAACGGUGGUCUUCAAAGGGUCCCGUAAGAGCCUGGAUCUCCUCUGUCAGAGCGAGGAGGAGGCCAAGCACUGGGCCCGAGGCAUCCGGACGCUGCAGGAGAGGGUGGAGAACAUGACCCACAAAGAGAAACUUGACCAUUGGAUUCAUGCUUACCUGAGUCGGGCCGACCAGAACAAAGAUGAUAAGAUGAGCUACGAUGAAGUUCAGACGCUGCUGCAGAUGAUCAACAUCGACCUGAGUGACCAGUACGCUCGCAGCCUCUUCCAGAAAUGUGAUCGGUCAGCUGACGGCCGCCUGGACCACGAAGAGAUUGAGGUCUUCUGCAGGGAGUUGUUACGCAGACCUGAACUGGACGCCAUCUUCAUCCGCUACUCUGCGAAUGGUUGCGUGCUGUCCACCGUGGACCUGAGAGACUUCCUGAAGGACCAGGGGGAGGACCUUUCACUCACACAUGCCCAGAGCCUCAUCCUCACCUAUGAGCUGAAUGAGUGGGCCCAGAGAAACCAGCUCAUGACCCCCAAUGGUUUCACCAUGUACAUGUUGUCAAAGGAGAAUUGUGUGUUUAACCCGGAACAUGCUCGAGUUUACCAAGACAUGACACACCCACUGGCGCACUACUUCAUCUCCUCCUCCCACAACACCUACCUCACCAAGGACCAGCUGACGGGGGACAGCAGCACAGAGCCAUACAUACGAGCUCUGAGUCAUGGUUGUCGCUGCGUAGAGUUGGACUGCUGGGAUGGAGACAAAGGAGAACCGGUCAUUUAUCACGGACAUACACUCACCUCCAAAGUGCCCUUCGUUGAAGUCAUUGAGACAAUCAGCGAGUAUGCCUUUAAGGCGUCUCCCUACCCUCUGAUCCUGUCCCUGGAGAACCACUGCUCCGUGGAGCAGCAGACGGUCAUGGCCCGACACCUGCGCUCCAUCCUGGGGAACAAACUGCUCCUCAAACCCCUGGAGGGUCUGGAUUCCCGCUGGCUGCCUUCUCCAGAGGAUCUAAAGGGAAAAAUAUUGGUGAAGGCAAAGAAGAUGAUGGUGGAGGAACCUUCAUCCAGUUCUUCAGACCUCAGCUCCUCAGACGAGGAGGCCAGCCAGGCUGAGGGGAAACCCAAAAGAAGUAAAGAAGAGAAGCCAGGUGUGUCCAAGCUGAGUCCAGAGCUGUCGGAUCUGGUGGUCUACACUCGCAGUGCUCCCUUUAAAGGCUUUGAACAAGCUGCCAGAAGCCCAGCCAGCGACAUGUCUUCUUUCUCCGAGAGUGAAGCCCUCAGACAUGUUAGAGACUCAGGGAUGUAUUUUGUGCGACACAACAGUCACCAGCUCAGCAGGAUCUACCCCUCAGGCCAGCGCCUCCAGUCCUCCAACUACAACCCUCAGGACAUGUGGAACGGAGGCUGUCAGAUUGUUGCUCUGAACUUCCAGACAUCUGGCGAGCAGAUGGACCUGAACCAGGGUCGCUUCCUGCAGAACGGUCUGAGUGGAUAUGUCCUGAAGCCGUCCUUCAUGUGCCGACCUGACAUCACCUUCAAUCCAGAGAACGUUGGAGGAGGUCCUGGCCACAAACCCGUUCUGCUCACCGUUCGGGUUAUUUCAGCUCAGCAGCUUCCCAAACCAGAAUGGGACAAGCCCAGCUCCAUCGUGGACCCCCACGUAUGGGUGGAGAUACACGGAGUCCCCAUUGACAACAAUAAGAAGAAAACUCAUCGUGUAGACAACAAUGGCUUCAACCCUCGAUGGGACUGCACCUUUAACUUCACCGUCCAUGUCCCUGACCUGGCUCUGGUCCGCUUCAUGGUGGAGGAUCAUGACUACACCUCUAGCAAUGACUUCCUGGGACAGUACACCCUGCCUUUCACCAGUCUGCGUACAGGUUAUCGUCACGUUCGGCUGCUCAAACUGGAUGGUUCAAGCCUUUCCCCCGCCUCCCUCUUCAUCCACGUUAAGGUCACCCCUGGUCAGAGCAGUCCCUCCAAAGCAUCGGCCUCAUCACCUGCUCGGUCCCCUGCAAAAGCUUCAACCAAAAAACCGUAACCUCAUCUCCCCUGGUGUAGCGCUUUAAUCAAUCCAAGCAUGAGAUCCGGGCCCUAAAGUCUGAAACACAGCUCAGAUAUUCUCAGGAGCCUUGUGUUUGAUCAAACCGAGCAGAAACUUCAAUAAGUGAGGGUGACAUGAAGCGUUUGACA